Molecule: messenger RNA, 1635 nt
Organism: Daldinia decipiens
Lineage: Eukaryota; Fungi; Ascomycota; Sordariomycetes; Xylariales; Hypoxylaceae
Product: alpha/beta-hydrolase
Exons: 3
Coding region: 274-1314 (346 amino acids)
Source: RefSeq, a predicted model, not a curated record
CAAGGACAACUUCAGCUCUUCAUCGAAUAUACGUCAGCAACAUGUGGAUAUUCAUCUCACCUAGCAGGCCUAGUUUCUACCCAUGGUCGAUCAAUCCUUGUAUCAAGAUUAUUGAUGUUCACCUAUUGAGUUCUUCUAUCAAAAUAUUAGGGUUGGUCACUCAAGGAUGGAUACAUAUAUAGAUAGGUCCGUUGGCAACUUUCGGAUCUCAGUACUCCUUAUCUUCAUCUUCAUCCUUUCGUCUCUGGCCGGUACUUGUCCAUAGCAACCAAUAUGCUCUCAUACGUUGUGUCCGCCUUCAUUCUCGCAGCAACAGCUUCCGCCGCGCCACAGUAUCCGCAACUAGGAUGUAGAGAGCUCUCAAUACCCAUCACCGUCAGUGUUCCGCGUUUCAUUGUUAACGCAACAGUCAACGACAACUGGGAUGCAAUUGCUUUGACACUGGCCUUUACAAGGCGGGACUUUAGCGAGAGCACAGAUCCAUUACCGAUUUCCGGUCAGACAUCUGGGCCUGUAGAAAGCAAGUUCAAUGUUGGGGCAACACUAUGUGGGAGAGGAGGUCCUACUUUAGUUCUAACUCAUGGUAUUCUGGAAUCUAAGCUGUACUGGCAGCCAACAUUUCAGGCGUCGGAUAAAUACAACUUCGUUAAGGCUGCCGUUGCUGCUGGAUAUUCUGUUCUCAAUUACGACCGUAUCGGUGUAGGGUCAUCCUCUAAGGUGGAUGCACUCUCGGAUGCCCAAUUCCAAGUAGAAGCGGCUGUACUUGACUCACUGGUAGACUACGCGCGAUAUGCUACGAAUGCCACGAGAGUGGCACUUAUAGGUCACAGCUACGGGGCGUAUCUGACAGUUGCAUCCGCGGCUAGCAAAAAGACCGCUGUUGACGCCAUCGUCCUUACCGGUUUCGCGGGUGGCUUCCAGUAUUUUGGCCCCUUUCUCGCUGGGUCUGGCUUCAGAGUCGCACGAAUCCAAGACCCCAUUCGCUGGGACGCUUUGGACUCAGGAUAUCUCACAUCAGCAGACCUAUUUUCUGAGACGUAUUCGUACUUCGGAGAGCAAAAUGAUUUCGAGCGGCGGGUCGCCGAGUGGUCUUACUUGAAGGGUAGUGAGCCAUUUGCCGUAGGCGAGUUACCAUCCCUUAUUGCGAGCAGUCCCCUAGACUUUGCAGCGGUCACGGCUCCUGUCCUCGCUAUCCAAGGCCAAUUCGAUCUAUCAGGCUGUGGUGGUAACUGCGUCGGCCUCCUAGAUGGCCUCAAGGACGACUUUGCUGGCGCUAAGGUCGUGAAGACCGUUGAUAAUCUACCCGCGGGGUAAGUUAUACAGCUUUCAAGAGUUGAAUAGGUAUCCAUGCUAACUCUGGUUCACAGGCAUAACCUCAACCUACAUAAGGUCGCCCCACAAGCGUUCGAGACGAUUUUCAGCUUCUUGAAAAGUCAAGGAGUGUAAUAUUGAUCUAUUCAUCCCGAAUCAGCGUCUUGAUUGCAGGAAUAUCUGUAACUGUUAAUUUUCGGCCUUCACUUUCUUUAUAGGUAAUUCUAGAAUCAAGGAUCUCUAGCGCGAGGGGUUCGAACUAUUGCCUUUUGGAAAUUACUGUUAAGAUUUAUAUUAUAUUUAGACGGCAUACAAGACCGGCGA